Messenger RNA from Cucumis sativus (cucumber), 1062 nucleotides. Its product is annotated as serine/threonine-protein kinase STE20. The record is from RefSeq and is a predicted model, not a curated record. The transcript has 2 exons. Bases 195 to 893 code for a protein of 232 amino acids. NCBI's taxonomy places the organism in Eukaryota, Viridiplantae, Streptophyta, Magnoliopsida, Cucurbitales, Cucurbitaceae.
UUCCUUAUUUUUGCAGCUAUUUCUUGAAUGGAUGGAAUUUUGCUCUUCCACUCUGUUCAUCUCUUUCUCUUCCUAAACCCCAUCACUAUCUCUUUCUACCCACCCUUUCAUGACAACCAAUCUUCUACCGGCGCUCCCUUCAAUAUCCUCUCCCCGUCGCUUCUUUCACUUCCAUUUCCGUUCCUUUGAUCUUCAUGGAGAUUCUCUUCCCUCCUCCCUCUUUCUCCAUCCAGCUCCCUUCCUCUUCCUCUUUCCUCUCGGAUCGGACCUCCGCUCCUCCUCCUCCUCCUCCUCCGCCGCCCGACCAUCGCCUUGAUUCGCCUUUCAACUCUUUUGAUUACUGCUCUGAUUCCUCCUCCUCGAUUGGUGAUCCUGAUGAUAGCGACGACGAGAGCGUUUCAUCCACUGGUGGAGAUUCUGAGGAAGUUCAAAGUAAAUUAUCUCUUCGAUCGUUGGAGGACUCUCUUCCGAUUAAGAGAGGGUUAUCGAGUCAUUUCUCUGGAAAAUCGAAAUCGUUUGCGAAUUUAGCUGAGGCGAAAUCGGUAAAAGAUAUUGAGAAACAUGAAAAUUCAUUGAAUAAGAGAAGACGAAUUCUGAUUGCGUCGAAAUUGGCUAAGAAAUCGUCCUUUUACGCUUGGCCAAACCCUAAGUCGAUGCCUCUGUUAACACUGAGAGAAGAAGAAGACGAUGAUAAUAAUGAUGAAGAGGAAUCAUGUACUACUGCUCCAUCUUCUUCUGAAGAUAAUGAAGAAGACGAAGGCCAUGAAAAACGGAAAGGAAAAAGAGUUAGGGAUUUUCGUCAGAGAAGAUUGAUGAGCUUCAAGUCACGAAGCUUUUCUAUGGCGGAUCUACAACAACAACACCAUGGUAUUGAUGGACAACAAGAACAAUGAUUCAUAGCCUUUACUCUUUUGUUUUUCUUCUUUUCAUUUUUUUGUGGUUAUUUGUUUCUUCUCCUUCUCUUUUCCUUUUUUCACUUUAUUUUUAUUUUCUCUUAGAUUUCUUUUGUAUAAACACCUCUCCAUUAUAAAUAAAAUCUUUUCCCCCUUUUUUAUUCCUAAA